This is a messenger RNA of Labeo rohita (rohu), 5084 nucleotides long. RefSeq names its product ral guanine nucleotide dissociation stimulator-like 2 (gene rgl2). Gene Ontology annotation, biological process: positive regulation of GTPase activity; Ras protein signal transduction. The transcript is spliced from 20 exons. Lineage: Eukaryota; Metazoa; Chordata; Actinopteri; Cypriniformes; Cyprinidae. The coding region runs from base 403 to 2673 and encodes 756 amino acids. Gene Ontology annotation, cellular component: plasma membrane. The record is from RefSeq and is a predicted model, not a curated record. Gene Ontology annotation, molecular function: guanyl-nucleotide exchange factor activity.
CGCUUCUCAUCAGCGCGUCCAGCCAAUGACCACACGCGCUGAAGUGACAGCAGGAACUGCGCCCAACGCGCCGCCCGCGCGUCACCAGCGCAGACCUCACCAACACGCUCAGCUCGCCGCCUUCAUCGGCCCGAUAAGCGUUGACGGGCGAAGCAGGAGGGGAGAGAUAUGGAGGGACAGAAACUCUGACUUCCGAGGAACCCACACGCAGGGGCGGAUGGACGCGACAUUGCUCUCCUAACAGAGAUCUCUAUCUGCAGGCUAAUAUAAAUACCAGUGAGGGAAAGGGGAAAAGGCGAGGGAGGGGCCUGAAUUCAAAUUCAAAGUUGUCUCUUGGCAAAGGGAAAUGUAAAUGAUGAAAACAAAUGAUCUACCAGGCGUACAGCUGCCUGUUCUUCUCCGAUGACCUCUGUUUUGGUCUCUUGGACCAGCAGUGCCAUCAUGCUCCCUCGAAGUAUGAAAACGUCUGGAGUAGAUCUGCCGGGAGUGGGACCCAGAGAGGUGCCCCUCAUCGGAUAUCGACCCCUACAGCCAGAGCUCGACGGAUCUACGGAUCAGCUGUGGAAGGAAAAUGAAUACAGGGAGGCAGAUCACACACAGGGGGAGCCGUCCCCGAUGAAGACCACAUGGUACUGUCCGCUGAACCUGUCCACUGUGUCCGAAAUGGAGGAAGACGGUGUCAUCUACACUGUGGUGGUGAAACAAGCACAUGGCUCCCCUGCCGCUCCCCACUCCACAGCAUCCCGUUCUCAGCACGUCAAAGCAGGGACAGAAGAAAAGCUGGUCCUCCAUCUCCUCCAUUCCUUCUCCAUGGGCGACUCCUCCUUCAUCUCUAUCUUCCUCUCCACGUAUCGCUCCUUCACCUCCACCCAGAGAGUGCUGGACAUCCUGACAGACAGGUUGGAAAAUCCUCCUGGGGAGAGCAAAAGUAACACACGUCAAAUGUUCAACAAGGCGGUGUGUACGGUGUUCACCACAUGGCUGAGUGACUAUCCCGAGGAUUUCCGCUCUCUGAACAAUCCCUCCUGCCUGCUGCGUCUGGCCCCCCUUCUUCCCACAGACACCUCGGGCGCAGAAAUCAAAGGCCGACUGCUGAGAAUCGCAGAGGAGCUGAGUGAAAAAACCCUGCUGUCUGGAUCACUCUCAGACCCUACCAAAGGUCUGACAUCCCCUCCUGAUCCCUCGGACUUUGAUGCCACCAGCAUCCUGGGCUUUCCAUCCAGCGUAAUCGCAGAGCAGCUUACCAGGAUCGAGACAGAUCUGUUUCUGAAGCUGGUUCCAUAUCACUGUCUGGGGUCUCUGUGGUCUCAGAGAGAUAAGAAGGGCAAGGAAGGAGCGUGCUGGUCCGUCAGAGCCACUAUCAAGCAGUUCAAUCGCUUAGCAAACGCCGUCACGGCCUCGUGCUUGUGGAACACGAGUCUGAAGAGCCAACAGAGAGCGAGACUGCUGGAGAAAUGGAUCAGUGUCGCAGAGGCCUGCAGAAGCAGGAAGAACUUCUCCUCGCUGUACGCCAUUCUGUCAGCGCUGCAGAGUAACCCCAUUCACAGGCUGAGAAAGACUUGGCAGGAGACAGACAGAGAAGCUGUGAGGAGAUACGAGGAGCUGUCUGACAUCUUCUCAGAGAAAGACAACUACUCCCAGAGCCGCGAGCUCCUCAAAGAGGAAGGGACAUCCAAAUUUUCAAACCUUGACACUAAAAUCAACAACAGGAGAUUUACAGGGUCGUGCGCUCAGGGCACUGUGCCGUACCUGGGCAUCUUCCUCCGAGAUCUCACCAUGCUGGACACUGCAGUCAAAGACAGAUUAGAGAAUGGCUUUAUCAACUUCGAUAAAAGGCGACGGGAGUUUGAAGUCAUCGCUCAAAUUCGCCUCCUUCAGUCCUCGUGUAAAAACAGCAUAUUCAGAACAGAUGAGUCGUUCGUUCAGUGGUAUCACAGUGUACCUACUCUUCGUGAAGAGGAAAGCUACAAGCUGUCCAAUCAGAUUGAAGCACCGGGCGAGCCGAGUCCUGGUCGUGGCCUGAACCCUACGGUGAUCAUCACACAGUGUCCAGAUGCUCUCUCAGCUGUGGCAAAUACGACAGUGGAUGCUGAUGGGAUGUUUGACUUCCCGUCUCCUGUCAAUCACCUGCUCUCCAAGCUUUACAAGCAUGUGAAAUCCCCUUCCGUUUCCUGUCUGGAUGUUGAUUCAUCACCACCGCCCAAUGAUGCCACACCCUCUGUUUUGACUACACCCACUACAGCUGUCAAAUCACAUCGACGCUCCGUCUCCUGUGGCAACAACCCAACCAAUAACAAACCAGAGGCGGGGCCUGAUAUGAGAAUCGUCAGGAUAAGAAUGGAUUUGCACGACGGCAACUUAUACAGAAGCAUUCUGGUCACCAGUAAUGAUAAAACACCCACUGUAAUCAGUUCUGCAUUAGAGAAGCACAACCAGAAUGCUCAAGAAGCCUCCAAAUACGAGCUGAUCCAACUGCUGCCGGAGGGAAAAGAGUUAAUAAUACCUCCCACAGGAAACGUCUUCUAUGCCAUGUCUUCAGCUAGCGUCGACUUCCUGUUAAGGAGAAGAGGAGGAAAUACACCAACAGGGUCUCCGACUCUUGGAAAUGAAACCAGCGCAACCUUUCCACGAAUCAAAGCCAAGGGCAGAAGACUAGUCCGGACACUAUUUUAACGUAAAAACAGGAUAUUCACGUCCAAGUACUUUCAAAAGACACAAAAUGUUUCAUUCAGAGCUCUGUGACGUAACUGUGUAAAACUGGCUCAUUUUCAUAAGUCCUAAUAUUAGUAAUUUGAGUGAAAGCUUGGUUGAAAUGGCUCUAAAAUGUUAGUUACUGUUAAACGUUGCACUAUUUUUGCAUUUCAUAAAUCCGUAAUGAAUUUCAAGACAGAAUCACGUACCUUUUGCUGAUACCAGCAUUUCUAGUACUUCUCCCCCGUCUACCUCUAAAGCUAGCCGGCUAUUGGUUACAGAAUAUUAGUCAAGAAUCUGCAUUAUUGAUGAACAUCAAAUGGAGAUGGAGCAGCUAAAAGAUCCCAGCAUAAUAAAAUAAACACUUACAGAAGGUACUUACACCUGUCUAACAUUUCAAUACACUGAGCUGUUCUGUGUGGGCAAAAAGCUACUGAAAAACACCCACCUAUCUGAAGACGAGUCGCUAGAAACCACUGCCGCUCUCCAAAGUCCUUACCAAGUAUGCAUACUGAUAGUUGCUUAUUGCGCGCUUUAUGUUUAAAUAUUUAUAUGAAAUUAAUUAUGGUUAUGGUUAUAUCGAGACACUGAUCCAAAACCUAGUGUAAAGUUUGCGUAAAGGCAGCAAAGUAAUUAAAACAGAUCCUCAAAAGUGACAGAUUUGAAACAUUAGACAUUGGCAGCAACUCAUAGGCCAUAAAUGGGAAACUUUACAAUUGAUUUCAAUACAGUCUGGGGUCAGUAAGGUUUUUUUUCAAAAGAAAUUAAUCCGUUUAUAUAGCAGUGUUAUUAUAGUUAACUAAAACUAAAUCUGAAACUAAAAUUAAAACCAAUUAAAAAAAAUACAAAAUUAAAAUUUUUUCAUUAAAAAACUGAAUUUAAUAAAAAACAAAAAAGGAAAUAUAUAUAUAUAUAUAUAUAUAUAUAUAUAUAUACACAUAUUAUAUAUAAACCCGCAACAUUUUUUUAUUUUAUUUAAAAUGAAUGCAAAUUAUAACCAUAUAUAAAAAAGUAAAAAUGACAAAACAACAAAUUUACUAAAAUUACUAAACUAUUAAAAUUAAAAUGAAAACUGAAAAUAUAAAAAUUAAAUAUUACUAAAAUGUAAUAUUAAUUUAAAAACAAUUACAGUAUCUCAGUGAAACUAAAAUAACACUGCUAUUCAGUAUAGAUGCAUGAAAUUGAUCAAAAGUGAUUAUAAGCACAUUUAUAAUGUUACAAAAGAUUUAUUUUUCAUUAUUUAAACUUUCUAUUCAUCAGAGAAACCUGAAAAAGUAUCAUGGUUUCCACAAAAAUAUUAAGCAGCACAACUGUUAAUAAUAAUAAUAAUAAUAAUAAUUAAAAUAUUAAUUAUUGCAUUUUAAAAUAUAUUACAGUUGAAAUCAGCUAUUCUGAAUUGUAAAAAUAGUGCCUUUUUUAAUCAAAUAAAUGCAAAACAUCAAAAAAAUCUCACUGACUCCAAACUUUUGAAUGGCAAUGUAUAUACAGUAGCACAAAAAUAUUGGGUUAAACAGUAAAUUUUGGAUUUUACCUAUUUGGUAUUAUAUACCCAACUGCAUGCAAAAUAUGCAUGCACAGAAAUAGGCCAAAAGAAAACAUCUAAGGCAUAAUCAUCCAGCCUAUUUUUAGUACAGGAUUUGAGUGUGUAGCACAUACGAUGCCUUAAAGUGCUGCCUAUGCAGGCAUUUCACUAGGUUUUGGGACAGAGCCGAUAGUGUGUUGAACUGCAGGUCUCCAGUUCUGGCUGUUCUCCGAUACCAAAUCGACUCCUUUAACACAAAAAUGCAAAAAAGCUGUGCCUGGGACAUUAUUUUUGUUUUGUACUGAUAAAAGCGUAACGCUACGAUCAUCAAGAGUAGAAAACAACACUGUCAUUCGUACCCUAAUGAACCUUGCGCUCUCUUACUCGUAUGCUGUUGAAGUCUCUGUGGGAACUGAGGCAUGCGAGAGCUCACAGCAAGGAAGAGGGGUUCAUUACACUUCAGUCUUUAGUUAUGUUCGGAAUAGCAUACUAUCAUACUAUGCUUACAUAUAGUAUGCAAAUGUGCAGUAUACAACAGAGUUUUUAUUUUUCUAAGAUAAGAAUUGGAUGCCACAUGCAAUGUGAUGCCGUCAUGUGACAACAAAUGUAGCAUACUACUGUUGAGAUCUUGGAAAAAUGGCUGUAUACACUGAGUAAGUAGUAAGCUAGUAUUCCAUUCCGGUCAUUUGUUUUUGGUCACUUGUUUGUUAAAGUGCCUUAUUAUCAGGUGCUCUCGUGUGAUUGUUGUUCUGGUGUGUUGCGCAGUGAAAAGCAUGUUGCAGCUUCAGUCCUGUAUCGUCAGAUCUGUAUUCUGACACCUUUAUGCACUACAUACCUCCUAUUCUUGUAAUAAACUUUAAUUUUGAUACAA